This is a messenger RNA of Pezoporus flaviventris, 4524 nucleotides long. RefSeq names its product microtubule associated serine/threonine kinase 3 (gene MAST3). Gene Ontology annotation, molecular function: ATP binding; protein binding; protein serine/threonine kinase activity. NCBI's taxonomy places the organism in Eukaryota, Metazoa, Chordata, Aves, Psittaciformes, Psittacidae. Gene Ontology annotation, biological process: intracellular signal transduction; peptidyl-serine phosphorylation. The record is from RefSeq and is a predicted model, not a curated record.
GAUGCGCGUCCGGUGACGCGGCGGGGCCGCUGGGCGGCGCCCCGGGCGGAGCGGGCGCUGCGGGAGGCGGCGGCGGCGGGAUGGACGAGCCCAGCAUCCUGCGGCGCCGGGGCCUCCAGAAGGAGCUGAGCCUGCCGCGCCGAGGAAGAGCUUGCCGAAGCAGCAAUAGGAAGAGCCUGGUGGUGGGCACCCCGUCUCCGACCCUCUCACGGCCCCUCUCCCCGCUCUCUGUGCCAACAGCUGGGAGCAGCCCCUUGGACAGUCCACGCAACUUCUCUGCCAGCACCUCCAUCAACUUCCCCUUCGCUCGCAGCCAUGCUCCUCGGACUGACAGGGCUGAUGGCAGAAGGUGGUCACUGGCUUCGCUACCCUCCUCUGGCUAUGGGACCAACACCCCCAGCUCCACUGUCUCGUCAUCUUCGUCCUCCCAGGAGCGCCUGCACCAGCUGCCGUACCAGCCCACCCCCGACGAGCUGCAUUUCCUCUCUAAGCACUUCCGCAGCACGGAGAGCGUCAUGGACGAGGAAGGGCGGCACUCGCCUUGCCUGCGCCCUCGGUCCAGGAGCCUGAGCCCUGGACGGACGAGUGGAAUGUUUGAUAAUGAGGUGGUGAUGAUGAACCAUGUCUACAAGGAGAGGUUCCCCAAGGCCACGGCCCAGAUGGAAGAGCGUCUGCAGGACACCAUCACCAACUUCUCUCCCAGCAGCACGCUGCCGCUGGCAGACGGGGUGCUGGGCUUCAUCCACCACCAAAUCAUCGAGCUGGCCCGUGACUGCUUGGCAAAGUCCCAGGGAGCUCUCAUCACCUCCCGCUACUUCAUGGAGCUGCAGGAGAAGCUUGAGAAGAUGCUCCGGGAUGCUCAGGAGCGUUCAGAGAGCGAGGAGGUGAAGUUCAUCGACCAACUGGUGAGGAAGCUGCUGAUCAUUAUCUCCCGUCCUGCGCGCCUCCUGGAGUGCCUGGAGUUUGACCCGGAGGAGUUCUACCACCUCCUGGAAGCUGCAGAAGGACACGCCAAAGUUGGCCAGGGAAUAAAGACCGAUAUCCCCCGAUACAUCAUCAGUCAAUUGGGGCUCGUCAAGGACCCACUGGAGGAGAUGGUGCAGCUGGAUCACUUCGACAGCGGGAACACCAUCACGCCAGAGAACGAUGAUGCCUGUGAGAGCCAGCCUUCAGCCACCGCUCCUCGGAGGAAGCCCUGCGAGGGUGACUUUGAGACCAUCAAACUGAUCAGCAACGGCGCUUAUGGGGCCGUGUACCUGGUGAGGCACAGGGAGACGCGGCAGCGCUUCGCCUUGAAGAAGAUCAACAAGCAGAACCUCAUCCUGAGGAACCAGAUCCAGCAGGUGUUUGUGGAAAGGGACAUCCUCACCUUCGCAGAGAACCCCUUUGUGGUCAGCAUGUUCUGCUCCUUCGAGACGAAGCGGCACCUCUGCAUGGUGAUGGAGUAUGUGGAAGGGGGGGAUUGUGCCACGUUGCUGAAGAACAUGGGCCCGCUGCCCGUUGACAUGGCCAAGAUGUACUUUGCCGAGACGGUUCUCGCUCUGGAGUAUCUGCACAACUACGGCAUCGUCCACCGGGACCUCAAACCUGACAAUUUGCUCAUCACCUCUAUGGGCCACAUAAAGCUGACAGACUUCGGUCUGUCGAAGAUCGGCUUGAUGAACAUGACCACGAACCUCUAUGAAGGGCAUAUGGAGAAGGACACUCGGGAGUUCAUGGACAAGCAGGUGUGUGGCACUCCGGAGUACAUUGCCCCAGAAGUCAUCCUCAUCCAGGGCUACGGGAAGCCCGUUGACUGGUGGGCCAUGGGCAUCAUCCUCUACGAGUUCCUGGUGGGCUGCGUCCCCUUCUUUGGAGACACCCCCGAGGAGCUCUUUGGGCAGGUCAUCAGUGAUGAAAUCAUGUGGCCAGAAGGGGAUGAGGCUCUUCCUGCGGAUGCCCAGGACCUGAUCACCCGCUUGCUGAGACAGUGUCCCCUCGAACGCUUGGGCACUGGGGGUGCACAUGAGGUGAAGCACCAUUCCUUCUUCCUCCACCUGGACUGGAACGGGCUGCUGCGGCAGAAGGCCGAGUUCAUCCCCCAGCUGGAGUCGGAGGAUGACACCAGCUACUUUGACACUCGCUCUGAGAGGUACCAGCACUUGGAUUCAGAGGAUGAAGAAACCAACGAUGAGGAAUCAUCCGUGGAGAUCGGGCAGUUCUCCUCCUGCUCCCAUCGCUUCAGCAAGGUGUACAGCAGCUCCGAAUUCCUGGCGGUUAACUCCAGCCUCAGCGUCUCAUCCUCCGACCGGAGCCACAACGAGGACAAGGAGGACAGGCACUCGGGAGAUGAGGACAAGAGCCGGCUGGCGGGCACUGAACCCCGGCUCCGCUCCUGGACAUCCUGCAGCUCCACACCGUACACCUCCCGGCAGGAGCGGAGCCGCAGCCCCACUGCGCUGCCCAGCACCGUCAGCCUGGACACCAUGCCCAAGUUUGCCUUCUCCUCGGAGGAUGAAAGUCCUUGCGUGGCAUCCUCCAAGCCGGAGAGACCCAAGUUUGUGCUGGGAGACCCUGACGCAGGGACUGGUGGUGUGGUGAAGCCGUCAGUGUUAUCUGCCGACCUCGUCAGCCUGAACCACAUCCGCCUCCGAAGCAACAGCACCGGCACCAAAACGGCGGCUCCACGGGGCCUGGGAGCCGGGCGGAGCCGCCGGCUGAGCAGCCAGAAGGAUGUGCCGGACAGACAGAGAGCCUCGCCGGGCAGCCGCGUCCCCAAAUCCGCCUCUGUCUCAGCCCUGUCCCUCAUCAUCACAUCAGAUGACUUCGGUGGAGGUGCCCUGAUGAGCCCCAUCUCCCCCCACUCCCUCUCAUCCAACCCUUCUUCCCGUGAUUCCUCCCCGAGCCGAGAUUCAUCCCUGGCCAUCGCCAGCCUGCGGCCCCCCAUCAUCAUCCACAGCUCGGGCAAGAAGUACGGCUUCACCCUGCGCGCCAUCCGCGUCUACAUGGGUGACAGCGACGUCUACACCGUGCACCACAUGGUCUGGAGCGUGGAAGAGGGGAGCCCGGCGCAGGAAGCGGGGCUGAGAGCGGGUGACCUCAUCACUCAUGUGAAUGGCGAGUCAGUGCUCGGUUUAGUCCAUCGGGACGUCGUGGAGCUGCUGCUGAAGAGUGGGAAUAAAGUGGCCCUGAGGACCACGGCCCUGGAGAACACCUCCAUCAAAAUCGGCCCCGCGCGGAAAAACAGCUCCAAGACCAGGAUGGCGAGGAGGAGUAAGAAGAGCAGGAAAAGGGACGGCCAGGAGAGGAGAAAAUCCCUUUUCAAGAAGAUCUCCAAGCAGUCGUCGGUCCUGCACACCAGCCGCAGCUACUCCUCGGGCCUCCAUCACUCGCUGUCCUCCAGCGAGAGCCUUCCGGAGUCCCCCACACACAGCGUGUCCCCCGGUCCCCCCACUCCCUGCCGCAGCCCCGCUCCCGACCUGCCCUCAGAUGCUGUGUCCCCACAGAGCACCUCUCCCUCCUCCAGCACCCCAACGUCACCCGCCGGCCACGUGCGCCCCAGCUCUCUGCACGGGCUGGCACCCAAACUGGGUGGGCAACGCUACAAAGUGGGACGUCGCAAAUCCACCAGCAGCAUCCCCCCAUCGCCCCUCGCCUGUACCCCUUCCUCCGCCCAGCGCCCACCUUCUCCCCAACGCUCCCCAUCUCCACUCCCUGGGUCCCAAAACCCCUCAUUCCUUCCAGGGAAGACCCUGUCCCCCCCCACCAUCGUCCGGCAGAGCUCCCGGCCCCGCAGUGCUGAUUGCCCCCGCUCCCCGCUCCUCAAACGUGUCCAGUCAGCUGAGAUUGUCACCAUCCUGGUGGAGAAGAAGACCGGCAGUGGCCGCAAGCUGGGGCUGGAGAUGCCCACCAUGGAUGGGGAGGCCAUCGGGGAGGGUGAAGCCCCGGGGUACCCCGGGGAGCACGGUUAUCACCCCGCUGCCAGCUCCCGGCUGGCGGAGAGGCACGACCGGGACCAGGAGGUGGUGGUCAUGCGACGCUUGAACCUCUCGGAGCGCCGGGACUCCUUCAAGAAGCAAGAAGCGGUUCAAGAAGUGAGUUUUGAUGAGUCGGAUGCGGUGUCGGCAAGUGAAGACGGUGGCAAGGGCGAAGCCGGGCAGGGGGUGGGUACCGAGAAGCCAAAGCCCAGCUCGGUCCCACAGAUCGCGGUGCAGGGCUCCGAGAGCGACGAGCAGGAGCUGGCGGUGGCCGAGUGGGAAUGCCAGGGCUCCUACCCCAUCCGCAAUGCUGAGGAGCCCAACAGCAGCAUCACCUUGCGGUGGCGGGAUGGAUGCGAGCAUCCGGACCAUGGCUCCCAGCAGCACUGGAACUGCAGAGAGGGAGCAACCGGCCCCCGGCAACCCCUGCGGGGCCAGGGGCCAUUGGGUGCUCAGCACCCAGCACCCCGGAGCAGCGCGUGGAGCGGGACCAAGCACCCUUGAGCCCCCACGCCAGGAGGGUUCAGGAUCCCUGCAGCAUCCCACCGCCUCCCGAAAAUCCCCAUCC